Molecule: messenger RNA, 1686 nt
Organism: Mytilus trossulus (common blue mussel)
Lineage: Eukaryota; Metazoa; Mollusca; Bivalvia; Mytilida; Mytilidae
Exons: 1
Coding region: 1-1686 (561 amino acids)
Source: RefSeq, a predicted model, not a curated record
AUGGAUAGUUUAGGCACUGCAAUUAAUUUAAUGAACCGUAAUUGUUAUUUUGGUAGUAUAGACUUGAAGGAUGCAUUUUUUAGUAUUUCAGUCAGAGAGUCUGAUCGAAAAUUUCUCCGAUUCACGUGGAAUGGGGAAUUAUAUCAAUUUACAUGUUUAGCUCAAGGUCUAAGUACUUGCCCACGUGUUUUUACAAAGAUAAUGAAAUGUGUGUUUUCUGAAUUACGGAAGAAAGGUCAUUGCAAUUCAGCCUAUAUCGAUGAUUCUCUUUUAAUUGGACAAUCUUAUGAGGAUUGCAUUAAUAACAUUAAUGACACAGUUACGUUAUUCGAUAAACUAGGUCUUACAAUUCAUCCAAAUAAAUCCGUUUUCGUUCCGACACAAGAAAUUCAACAUCUUGGGUUUGUGUUGAAUUCACGAGAAAUGUCAGUGCGUCUUACUCAAGAAAAAUCUCAAAAAUUCAAGGAAUUAUGUAAACAAAUUUUACGCAAGGAAUAUGUUUCUAUCAGAGAAUUUUCUGAACUGAUAGGUAAAAUGGUAGCAAGCGAAUACGGCGUUCCGUAUGCAAAAUUAUUUCACAAAAGACUGCAUAUAACUAAAAACGAACAGUUACGGAAACAACGAGGCAAUUAUGACGCAAAAUUCGGUCUCAAUGAAAUGUGUAAGCAAGAUAUAAAUUGGUGGAUCGAUAAUAUAGAGAUUUGCAAGAAAUAUGUGUGUAUUGGAAAUCCCGAAAUUAUAAUUAGAUCAGAUGCGUCUUUAACGGGAUGGGGCGGAGUUUAUGAGAGCCAAUCUACAGGUGGUAGAUGGUCGGCUGAAGAAAAUUCUUAUCACAUUAAUCAGCUAGAAUUGUUAGCUGUGUAUUUAACACUGAAGUCAUUUUGUAGCAACGCGUCAUGUGUACAUAUACACGCGCAGAUAGAUAACACAACUGCUGUGACGUAUAUAAAUAAAAUGGGCGGUAUGAAAGAAAAUCUCAAUGACUUGACAAGGGAGAUUUUGUUAUGGUGUAUAAAUAGAAACAUCUGGUUAACUGCUGCACAUUUACCGGGGAGUGAAAAUUGCGAAGCUGACUAUGAAUCGCGUAAUAGCAAUGAUGACACUGAAUGGGAAUUAGAUAGUGAAGUUUAUAUAAAAAUUGAACAAUUAUUUGGAAGCCCUGAUAUUGAUUUAUUUGCUUCACGGUUAAAUUACAAAGUUACGCCAUACUGUUCUUAUAGACCAGAUCCAAAUGCAAAACUUGUUGAUGCAUUUACUUUUAAUUGGGGAACAAACUUUAAUUAUAUUUUCCCUCCUUUCAGCAUACUAGGAGCAGUAUUGAGGAAGAUUGUACAGGAUCAGGCAGAUGCAAUCGUAAUAGCCCCGUUAUGGCCAACUCAACCUUGGUUUCCAAAAAUUCUACAGUUGCUUGUGGAUUGUCCCAGAAUUUUACCAGUGAAGAAAUCACUUGUGACACUUUCGUUCAACAAAACAAAAGUUCAUCCGCUCCUCAACAAACUUCACCUGACAGCGUUCAAAUUGUCCGGGGAUCAUUUGAAAGUCAAGGUUUAUCAAAAUCAGUUGUCGACAUUAUCAUGCAUUCAUGGCGAGACUCCACAAAACAACAAUAUUGGAGUUAUAUCAAAAAGUGGGUGUGUUUUUGUGUUGAAAAACAUGCUGAUCCCAUGUCAUCAACUGUCAAUUUAG